UCAUGAACAAUUAAUCGUUGGGAGAUGUAGGUUUUCCUUUUCAAUCUGUUUUCGAGUACGUGGUUGAAACGUUAUUAGUUGAAAAACAUUGACUAAACAUUAUAAUUGAGUAACAGAAUAUUAAGUGAGAAAAGUAAUAUUGUUAAAACUUGAUCAUUAAGACAUACAGUAGUUUUUUGUUAUUUAUUUGAAUCAGAAGUAAACCUACAAUGCCAUUAAGUAUCAAGGUUAAUCUACGAGUUACUGGUCAUUGUAACCAGGGUGGCCGUAAAUACAUGGAAGACAUGUUUAGUGUGGCAUACCAGCAGACUUCUGAUGAUAGAGAUUUGGAAUAUGCUUUUUUUGGUAUUUUUGAUGGACACGGUGGUGGUGAAGCUGCUAAAUUUGCAAAAGAUCAUCUAAUGGAUAUUAUUGUUAAACAAAAAAAUUUUUGGAGCGAUAAAGAUGAAGACGUACUUCGCGCUAUUAGAGACGGAUAUGUUAACACACACUAUGCUAUGUGGCGAGAACUAGAUAAAUGGCCAAGAACAGCGUCAGGAUUACCUUCAACUGCCGGCACAACUGCCAGUAUAGCAUUCAUUAGAAAAGGAAAAAUUUAUAUUGGCCAUGUUGGAGACUCUGGAAUAGUACUUGGUUAUCAAGAUAAUGAAGGUGAUCCGCAGUGGAAAGCAAAACCGCUCACAAAAGAUCAUAAACCAGAAAGCGGACCUGAAAUGACAAGAAUCCAAGAAUCUGGCGGGAAAGUUAUAAGUAAGUCUGGUGUCGCAAGAGUUGUUUGGAAUAGACCGAGAAUUGGUCACAAAGGCCCAGUAAGAAGAUCUACCCACAUUGAUGAGAUACCAUUCCUUGCAGUUGCGAGAUCUCUAGGUGAUUUGUGGAGUUACAAUUCAGAAUUAGAUACAUUUGUUGUUUCACCUGAGCCUGAUGUAAAAGUUAUUAAAGUAGAUGUAAAAUCUCAUCGAUGUCUUAUUUUUGGUACUGAUGGACUCUGGAACAUGUUAACACCUCAAGCAGCUGUAUCGAUUGUUCAAGCAGCUGAAAAACACAAUGAAAAACAUUUCAUAGCAUCUCAACAAACAGGAAACGUAUUACAGAGUGAAAAUCAAAUGUGGAUAAAUCCAUCCAAGAGUUUGGUGGAUCGUGCACUCGAAAGAUGGUCAUCUACCCGUUUACGAGCGGAUAAUACGAGUGUUGUUACCUUAAUGAUAGAUCCACCUGGACCUUCUCGUAUCGAAUUUUUACUGAAUCGCUCUAAAAAUAAUCUAUCAACCAAUUCACUACCAAAUUAUUCACCAAUAUGCAGGCCUCCAUCAUCUAAUUUUAAUCAUUCUGUUCCAAACUUAGAGAAAACAUCGACAAAAGACUUUCACAGUCAUCCACAAGUCAAUACAUCUGAUACAAAAUUAUUAGAAAAUAACUACUGUCCAAACCAACCAUUCUCUCAACCAAUAAGUUCACCACUUACUGUUAAUGAGAAAUUGGUGAGUAACUAUUCAAAUGACAAGAACGCAGAUCUACUUUUAAAUAGUAAUAUCGAUAAAAUAGCACAUCCAGUUAAAAAACAACAAAAUCCUAUUUCUGUUGUUGAUACUGUUGAAAAUAACGACGACACAAUGAAUUAUUCAAAUUCAGAAAAUAUUCAAGUAGCUGAAGUAUCGUCGAGUGAUAUUACAAUCAGCGACGCUAAUAUUAGUAAAAGCACACCGUCUAUUAACAGUCAUAUUAAUGUACCAUCUUCUGCAGAAGACAAUGACGAAAAUAGUGAAGCAAUCAAUUAUAAUAAUCCAUUGGAAGCACCAUUGGAAAAAGUUUUGGAUAAUACAGAAUCUUUUUGUGAUCAGACCCUAUGGUCUGAAGAUACCGACGAUGGACAAGAAUUAGUAAGACAGAAUGCAUUUUCAAAUCCAUUAAGUGAUUUUAAUCUGUUUAGAUCUACAGUACGACAAGCUAUAAAUCCAAAUACAAUUAAAUCAACAACUUCAACUCCUAUUAAUAAUAAUACUAAUUCUAUUACUAAUGACAUUGCUACAGUUACACCUACAGUUUCUGGCUCCCAAGAUAUUAAUGAAACUUAUUAUGAUGAAAAUAUCAAAAAUAAUACACCUGUGAGUUGUAUGAAAAAAUUUGAAAUACAAAAAGAUACUGUUAUGAUUUCGAAUAAAUCUAGUGAAGGCAAUGUGGCACAUUUGAAUGGAGCAACUCUUAAAAUAAAAAGGCGGGAAAUAUCAUUGCGAUCCAAUAUUACCACACGAGUUAACUCUAAAACAGUUCAUAAAGCUAUAGUAUCAACAUCAACAAAACGAAGACACAGUUCUACAUUUGAUAUUACACCCAAUGACGUUAUAUGUAAUAUUGUUCAUCAACAAGAGCCGUGUUUGAAACGAAGAACUCGAUCUGAAGAUCGCAAAUGUUUAGCUAGGAAUGAAAAUAAUCCAAAUAAUCAAAAACAAGUAAAACAACAAUUACAUGGUCGAUUACGAUGGAUUAAUUCAUGUUCUAACAUAAAGAAUCGUAAUAUCAAUGCUACAAAAUCUUACACAUCAGCUGGAGUUGAGAAUAAUAUUCAUGAAAAAAAUAUUUUAUUAUCUACAGCAAGUACUAUAACAACACCAACAACUUCAUCUAAUUCUGCAUCAUCCUCUUCAUCAGCAUCUUUUCAAAGACGAAAUCUUGAAAAAAAAGCUACGCCAAUGAAAAAUACCAGACGAGGACCAGUCAAUUAUGUUAUUAAUAAUGGAAGUACUAGUGGUAGUUGCAAUGGUGUUGGUUGUUCCCCAAGAUUGGCUCAAUUAAGGAAAAAUUUUACACUUAAAGAUUGGGAUCAAAUGAAAUCAAAUCGAAAAUCAAUGACAGGAAGUUAUUCUAAAGAAGACCAUCGAUUGAAACUUAAUUGUAUGAUAGUAGGUAGUGGAAAGACUACAUCUAAUCCAGUGUCAAAUACUUCACCACCUCAAAGAUGGCUAAGAUCCGAUACAAUUGCUGCUACGCCUAUUAAAACCCUACGAUCUCGAAAUGUUGAUAUCGCAGGUCAUACAAUACCUCCUCAGAUUGCUCAUCAGUAUGGCAUUGUUAAACAGAAUCGACAUUCCCCCCUAAAUACAAAACUCAAUAAGCUUUCAUCAGCAACAACUAAAAUUAUUUCAAAAACUUCCAUGCAAUUGACAACGAGUAAAUUAAUCAAACCAAAUAAUGGUAUGAACCAUGAAAAUAAUGCUUCUAAUUUAGCAUUAUCAAAUUCAGUAUCGGUUAUUGCUAAAAGAGUUAAAUCAAGUUCCUACAAUUCAAAUACAAGGUCACGAUUAGGUACCCGAUCGAGACUCAAGCGACUCAGUAAAUAAGCGGAUUAAGUCAUUUUUUUUUUUAAACAUAUAUAUAAUUUGUAUAUAUAAUAAGUGAAAACAGAUGCGUUAAUAAUUUUUGAAUAGUUCUUAAAAUCAUCCUUGUAUUUGUCACAGAAAAAAUUUCAUCAAUAUAUCUUAUUUAUAAUUAUUUAAAGAGAAAUAUUGUAUAACAAUUGUAAGAUAAAGAUUCAAGUUUUUAAUAAUUCUUUAGCUUUCUUGAAUUGCGAUAUUCUAAUAUAAAUUUAUAACUAUUGUUUUUUUUUUCAACUUUAAAUGACUAAUUAAUCAUAUUUCAAACGUGAUACAAUUAAAACAAAUGGCUAAGA
This is a messenger RNA of Chelonus insularis, 3667 nucleotides long. It is a transcript of the gene Pp2C1, whose product is annotated as protein phosphatase 2C. The record is from RefSeq and is a predicted model, not a curated record. Gene Ontology annotation, biological process: peptidyl-threonine dephosphorylation; negative regulation of gene expression, epigenetic. Bases 210 to 3338 code for a protein of 1042 amino acids. Gene Ontology annotation, molecular function: cation binding; mitogen-activated protein kinase binding; protein serine/threonine phosphatase activity. The transcript has 4 exons. Lineage: Eukaryota; Metazoa; Arthropoda; Insecta; Hymenoptera; Braconidae.